CUCUCUCUUGUCUGAUAUCUCUCUCUUCCUUGCUUCACGGGUGAAGCAAAUAAAUUUCACGAGUCGGGUUGAGGCAUACAAAAGGGCUUGGUUUUCCAGUGUACCAGAAGCCACAUAAUAUUCCUGGGUGCGAUUGGAGCGCAGAGUCAAGCAAUUGCAAGCCGUAAAACUGAAGACAUAUCACCGCUGGACACUGACACACAGCAGUUUCUUUAAAGAUACCCAGAUUUGGGAAUAUACCAGAUUUAUAUAAGAACCUUCAAUUGGAAGGACGGGAAAGGGAAAGGAAGAAAAAUGGGACAUACUGUGUUAUCUCUUUUAAUUACAAUACUGUCCCACUCCGUUUGGAAAAACGCCGAGGCUCUAUCCAUGGCUGAGGUGAAUGAACCAGGCCCCCAAGCAGCUGAACCGCAGAUCGCAAUGUUCUGUGGGCGCCAGAUUCUGCACAUGAACCUGGAAAGUAGCCAAUGGGAGCCUGACCCCCAGGGCAGGCAGGGUUGCUUCACGGAGCCCAGCCAGAUCCUGUCAUACUGCCAGGAGAUGUAUCCAGCUUUGCAGAUUUCACGUGUGGAAGAGUCUUUAAACCCUGUGACUAUUCCUGCCUGGUGUAAGAAAGGCUGGGGACACUGUCAAACUCAUCCCUUCAUUGUCAUGCCAUACCGAUGUCUAGUGAGAGAGUUUGUGAGUGAGGCUCUGCUGGUAUCCGACCGCUGUCGAUUCCUACGCCAGGAACAGAUGGAAACCUGCGAAAGCUCCGUGUACUGGCACAACAUCGCCAAGGAGGCUUGCACAGCAGACAGGCUGGAGCUGCACAGCUAUGGCAUGCUCAUGCCUUGUGGUGACCACUUCCGUGGGGUGGAGUAUGUCUGCUGUCCAGGGAGGACCAGCUCCAGCGGGAUUGGCGAGGCCGCUGGGGACACCCUACAGCUUGGCUACCAAACUCAGGCACCGCUAGCUACCAACUGGAUCAGCAGCAGGGCCAAACUGAGUCCUCCCAGCCCUAGCCCUUCCACUGAGGCUGAAGUGUACGAUGAGGACAUCAAUAAAGAGGAUGGGCGGGUGGAGGAGCAGGAGGAAGAGGAAGAAGGAGUGAAAGAUGGAGAGGAAUAUGAGUACUCCAUUGACUCUGGUACCUUCCAGGCCUCAGACUACAUGGACUCCUUCUACUAUGAAAAGAGUGGCCAGGCCAGCCGAGGCUCUGCCACAACUGCCCCCCUAACGAGAGGAGACAGCUUUCCGACACCACGGCCGACCGACGGGGUAGAUGUGUAUUUCGAGAUGCCAAGUGAUGACAGUGAGCAUGCCAACUUUGUGCGUGCCAAACUCGAUCUGGAAGAAAGGCGAAUGAAAAGCAUCAAUGAGAUCAUGAAGGAGUGGGCUGAGGCUGACAACCAGUCCAGGAACCUGCCUAAGUCUGACCGCCAGGCCCUCAAUGAGCAUUUCCAGAGUGUCCUUCAGACCCUUGAGGAACAGGUGGCUGGAGAGAGACAGAGGUUGGUGGAGACACACCUGGCCAGGGUGGUGGCCACUCUAAACAACAACCGCCGGCUGGCCCUUGAGAGUUACCUGACCGCCGUGCAGAGCAUCCCUCCCCAGCGAGACCGUGUGCUCCAGGCCCUAAAGCGCUACAUGGCUGCAGAACAGAAGGAUCGCAGACACACCCUGAGACACUACAGGCACAUCGAGGCAGUGGACCCCCAGAAGGCCGAGCAGAUGAAGUUCCAGGUCUAUACUCACCUUCAUGUGAUUGAGGAACGGAUGAACCAGAGCCUGGCCUUGCUUUAUAAGGUCCCUAUGCUAGGAGAGGAGCUGCACGAUGAGAUCCAAGAGCUAGUGAAAUCAGAGAAGGGAGACAUUAGUGAACUGAUGACUACCUCUUUCUCCGAGACUCAUACCACAGAGGAGCUGCUGCCAGCUGAGAGCGAGGAAGAGAAGGAUGAUGAGGAGGAAGAGGAGAAGGCCUUUCAGAACCGGCCAUAUCCACCCAACAUUGAUUCCCAGCCCAUCAAUAAGAAAGUCUCUGGAAUGGACGAGUAUGACUACACCACAGCUGAGAAAAUCCCAAAUUACGAGUAUGAAGAAAAGGUAAACUCUUCUGUUGAACUCAAGCAAGUAGUAUACAAGUCACCUGGUAUCCAGAGAGAUGAGCUGCAACCAGAUGCCCUGGAGACAUUUAACCGUGGUGCUAUGGUGGGGCUACUUGUGGUUGCUGUGGCAAUCGCCAUGGUUAUGGUGAUCAGUCUUCUGCUGGUGCGCAGGAAGCCUUAUGGUACCAUCAGCCAUGGUAUAGUCGAGCAGGUAGACCCAAUGCUGUCCCCAGAAGAAAGGCAGCUCAGCAAGAUGCAGAACCACGGCUAUGAAAAUCCCACCUACAAAUUCUUUGAGCAAAUGAACUGAAAGGGACGGAUGGGGCCACACGGUUACUC
Messenger RNA from Paramormyrops kingsleyae, 2426 nucleotides. Its product is annotated as amyloid beta (A4) precursor-like protein 1. Gene Ontology annotation, biological process: axonogenesis; central nervous system development. Lineage: Eukaryota; Metazoa; Chordata; Actinopteri; Osteoglossiformes; Mormyridae. Gene Ontology annotation, molecular function: heparin binding; alpha-2B adrenergic receptor binding; transition metal ion binding. Gene Ontology annotation, cellular component: Golgi apparatus; plasma membrane. The record is from RefSeq and is a predicted model, not a curated record.